Messenger RNA from Dendronephthya gigantea, 3058 nucleotides. RefSeq lists its product as uncharacterized. The transcript is spliced from 11 exons. The coding region runs from base 2189 to 3058 and encodes 289 amino acids. The record is from RefSeq and is a predicted model, not a curated record. Lineage: Eukaryota; Metazoa; Cnidaria; Anthozoa; Malacalcyonacea; Nephtheidae.
UAGUGUUACGUCUUUGCGUAGUUUGCGACAAACAAAUCUCCCAUUAUUUCAAGCCGUUUUGUUUGAAAUCUUUUUUUCCUUGGAACAACUGAAGUGCCAAGGUCAUCAAACUUAUCUGUCUCGAUUAUAUAAAGAGAAAGGGAUUCUAAAUUACAAGUAUUCAUAUACACGUCACAAAGUUUAAAACAAUGAAAUCUAAUCGGGCACAAUACAGGAAAAACUGGGCUGCUGCUAAUAGAGCAUUAAGACGUGGUGAUGCUCUUGUGCCUAAUAAUGAUAAUGGUCAAUGGUUAAAUCCUGAAGACAGUGGGUCUAAUACCGAGCCUGAGGAUUAUGAACCACCCCAAAAAUCUGUUCGAACCACUCCUGAACAAUCAUGUUCUUCCUUCCAUGAUACUGCUAAUGCUGCAGAAUUUGGGGAAAAUCAAUUUAUAAGUAGUUCCUCUGAAUCUGAAGAUGAAUACCCUCAACCAAGUUGCUCUUCCUUGAAUAAGAAUGAUAAUGUAGACAUUAGUUGUAGUGAAUCUGAAAAUGAGAUUUCUUUUGACAACAAGUUAGGUGAUUGGGCAAACAAAUUUUCUAUUAAGCAAAAUGCUCUUGAUGGUUUGCUUGUUUUAUUAAAGGGUAAUGGUCACCCAGAUUUACCCAGCUGUGCUCGUACAUUGUUGCAGACCUCCAGAAUUGUCUCCAUUGAAAAAAAAUCUGGUAUGGAUUAUGUUUAUUUUCCUUUAGCUGAGACUUUAUUAAAGCACUUUAAAAGACACCCUGUUGAAACAGUUCGAAACACUGAUUUGCUAGAAAUCUCUUUAAAUGUAGAUGGGCUUCCUUUGUUUAAGAGUUCUGGAAAAACCUUAUGGCCAGUGUUGUGUGCCAUUGUGAACAUAAAACCUGUUGUUGUUUUCCCAGUUGUUCUGACAUGUGGGGACUCCAAGCCUAAGGAUUUGGAGUUUUUAGAUGAAUUGAUAAACGAGUUGAAUAUUAUUCUUGAAAGUGGCCUAAAAGACGGUGAAAGAGUUUUGCCUGUCACAGUUAGAUGUAUUGUUUGUGAUGCCCCAGCAAGAGCACUUGUGAAAGGCACCAAGCUUUGCUCGGGUUAUUUUGGCUGUGACAAGUGCACCCAAAAAGGCAUGUGGGCAGGCAGAGUGAUCUAUCCCCUGAUUAGCAAUCUUGAAAUACGUACUGAUAUUUCCUUCCGAGAACAAGCUCAGGAGGAACAUCAUCGUGGGUUAAGUCCUUUCUGUAGUUUGCCUGUUGAUAUGGUUAAGAAAUUUCCAAUUGACUAUAUGCACCAGUUGUGUUUAGGAGUGAUGCGGAAAUUACUUUUGGUUUGGAUGAGGGGGAAGCGUGAGGUGAGAAUGUCUGUUGGUCAUGUGGAGGCUGUAGGUCGUAAAUUAGUGGGGCUGAAACCUUUUGUCCCUUCUUUAUUUGCAAGAAAACCCCGUAGUUUAUUGGAAGUAGACAGGUGGAAAGCAACAGAAUUUAGGCAGUUUCUGUUGUAUACAGGCAAAAUUGUUUUGAAAGGGAUCCUACGGCAAGAUCUGUAUGAGCAUUUUUUAGUUUUAAGUGUUGCAAGUUCCAUUCUGGUAUGCCCUUCUUUAGCACACUGUUACAAAAAUUAUGCCAAGCAGCUGAUGGAAUACUUUGUUCAGCAAAGUAAGGUUUUGUAUGGUGAUGAAUUCCUUGUAUAUAAUGUACAUAGUAUGAUUCAUUUGGUUGAUGAGGUUGACGAAUUUGGGUCUUUGGAUGCAUGUAGUUCAUUUCCAUUUGAAAACUACAUGCAAAAAUUAAAAAAGAUGGUUAGGUCAGGGAAAAACCCGAUUGCACAGAUAGCUAAACGUAUUAGUGAAUGUUCUAGCACCAUUGAGAAAAAAUGUGAAGCUCUAGUUAGUGUGAAAACACCCAACAAUGCUUUUCAGUUGGAUGACACAUCUUGUGUUGAAGUGGUUGAGCGGGCUUAUUCUGUUGAGGAUGAGGAACUAUACCUUUGCAGAGUAUAUGAGAAAACCGAACCCCAUUUCACUAAUCCUUGUGACUCCCGUUUAAUUGGCGUCCAUAAAGCAACCGCGCGAAGGAGUACAAUGAAAGUUCUGCCCAUGCAGAAGCUCACCAAAAAAGCAAUGGUUAUUGACAUUGGUUCUGAGAAAAAAAUAUUUAUGGUUGUUCUCCACACCAACAAUUGAUAACUAAGAUGUCAAGUGAUAGUUUUGCUGUGGUGGAAUUUGUUGACGAAAAGGCAGUUGAGGUUGUAGCCAAAAGCUGGAUUGAAACUUGUGAUGGGGAUUUGUAUUGCUAUUGGCCAAGGACAAACGUUUCCUUAAGGGUGAAAAAGCUGGAGCUGCCAGAUAAAAACAGUUGGAAAAAAUAUAAAAUUAGGAUUUUCUCAUAUACAGACAGCUUAGUAAAAGCAAAAAAUUUUGCAAAAAAGGCUCUUGCUACAUCCAACAUAGAAUCAGAUGAAGAUCCUGACUGCAAUGUGCCACGGAAACGUGUUUGCAUUAGAAGUAGCAUGGAGGAUUUUCCAGACUACAGUGAUACAGACAAGGAUGAUGACAAUGAUGAACAGGAGAGGCCACAACACGUACCUUCACAGCGUGCUAAACUACCAAUAGCACCAAGUUUUAAACCCUCGGUGCUCCCACGAAAACCCAACAAUGAACGGUCACCUCCACAAAAUGCAGAAUCUGUAGACAUUAUAGAAGACUCCACUAGUCAAUCGGGAAGUAUGGUGAUAUCAGCACUGAGCCAGAUCCUGUCUACUGAUCCAAGUAGCAUAUACAAUGAUUUGGUUACGAUCUCACAUGAAGAUAUACUAGACACACAACCUCUGCAAGAAGCACCCAGCUGCAGCACUUUCCACACGCCAUCCCAGUCGAAUGAUAUAUUCGACAGCAGACAUAGGCAUAGCCCCUUGCCGAGUAAUCCUACAUCAAGGCCUAGUGAAGCGUGUUUGAGAGUGCACAGAGAUUGUAAUGAAGCAACAGUUGAAGAACAGAUUAGCGAAGUUUUAAAAUAUGCUCCCAGCAAGGCUGGAGGUUCAAGAUUUAAGGUAACCAACUAA